This is a messenger RNA of Phyllostomus hastatus (greater spear-nosed bat), 7747 nucleotides long. It is a transcript of the gene PTPRJ, whose product is annotated as protein tyrosine phosphatase receptor type J. Gene Ontology annotation, biological process: protein dephosphorylation; angiogenesis. NCBI's taxonomy places the organism in Eukaryota, Metazoa, Chordata, Mammalia, Chiroptera, Phyllostomidae. Bases 41 to 4273 code for a protein of 1410 amino acids. The transcript is spliced from 25 exons. The record is from RefSeq and is a predicted model, not a curated record. Gene Ontology annotation, molecular function: protein tyrosine phosphatase activity; cadherin binding.
GGCGGGAGCGCUCGCCGCGGCUCCCUGCAGCCGGAGCCGCAUGACGCGCAGAGGAGGCAGCGGGAGCCGCCGGAGCCGCGGGAGCCGGGAUCCCGUUGCCGCGCACGAGGGGUGGGCGCCGCUUGCUCCGCCCCGCGAAGCUCCUGCGCGCCCAGGGACGGGUCCCCUCCGCGACCGCCGCGCCGGGCCCAGCCGUGGGGCCGCCGCUGCUGCCAUGUCCCCGGGGAAGCCCGGGGCGGGCGGAGCGGGGACUAGGCGGACCGGCUGGAGGAGGCGGAGGCGGAGGCGGUGGCUGGAGGCGGCGAGCAGGGCGCCCGGGCUCGGGCGCACGGCGGGGCCCGACUCGCGCGGCCCGGACACGUUCCAGAGCGCGCGGGGCAUGAAGCCGGCGGCGCGGGAGGCGCGGCCACCUCGGCGUUCGUUCCGGCUGCGCUGGGCGCUGCCGCCGCUGCUGCUGCUGUGUCGCCUGGGCCAGAUUUUGUGCCAGAGUGAAUGUAAUGGCACCAGCUGUAGCACGGUUCCAGUCGUGUCCACAACCGCUGAGACUCAUCCUAGCUCGGCGCCAGGAAACUCUGCAGUACCAGCUCUGACUGAUUUGAGCAGCAGCCAGACCCCACGGAAUAUCUCGGUGAACGAGAAGAGCUCUGACUCCGUGUGGACAAUUGCUUCCAAAAGUCCAACCAGUGUGAAUCUGAAAUGGAGAAACGGCGACCAAGAUGCUCCUGAUUACAAGUAUACAGUAGAGAGUAAAGAUGGGCCGCUGAGUUACGUUCAAAGUCAAAGCGGCAUUAACAUCACAGACUUAAGUCCAGCAACUUUAUAUAACUUCUCCAUCACUCCAGAAAUAAAUGGGACUCAGAGAGACACCACAGUCGUAACUGUCACCACAGAGCCUCUUCCAGUUUCUCGUCUCUGCGUCGCCUUCAAUGGUACAGCGGAAGUUGCUCUCACCUGGGAGAUUGGUAAUGGCACUACCUCCUGCCGGAUUCUCCUUGAAGACAAGGGAAGCCACAAGGAGUUGGAUCAAAACUUGACAGUCAAUAUUCCAGACCUGAAGCCAGGGUGUACCUACGAGGCCCAAUGUGCUUCAGGAUCAGAGGAGAAACAGACAGACUCAGAGGCUGGAGGACAUGGCUCAGGUGCCACCGGCACAGGGGGCACGGCCGGGACUUGCCCCGUGAACAAACGCCAAUGCGGUCCUAAUGAACAACCCUCUGAUUCUUCUCCGACCAAUAAAACGGAAGUCCGGCUUCAUGGGUUAAAGUCUGGCAUGUGGUACAAGGCCACUGUUUAUUCUCAAGCAGGGGAUGGCACAGAAGGACAGCCCACGGCCACAGAAUUCAGGACAGAUUCCUUUCAGGUUUUGGACCUCGAAGCUGCCAACAUCAGUGCCACAAGCCUGACCCUGACAUGGAAAAUGAAUGAUAAUGGGUCAUGCUCGCUCUACACCUACAACAUAAACGUUGUUGGGGACACUGAUUUCUUCAACUUCACCGUCAAUAAGACUCAGACUGUCCUCACUGAACUCAGCCCGAAUACCUUAUACAACAUCACGGUGCAUGCUUCCUUCCAGGACGGUUCUGAGGGCACGCCGGGCUUCCUCCAAGUGUACACCCGUCCUGGUCCAGUUUCUGACUUUCGAGUCACGGUUAUCAGCACCAGGAGUAUUGGCUUAGCUUGGAGCAGCAAAGACUCGGAUUCCUUUAAGAUACUGACCAGGCAGGACGGAGCUGGAAUACCUCGGACGGAAAGAACCAACCAAAGCAGUAUUUCCAUUGGUAACUUAUACCCUGGCACCGAGUACUGUUUUGAAGUAUUUCCAGUAGGACGCAAUGGGACUGAAGGGGAUUCCUGGAGCAUCUGCAGCAUGACUGGCGCCAGUGGAGUGGGUGACAUCUGCGUGGUCCACGUCACCACGGCUGAGAUACGGUUGGAGUGGCAGAGUACAGACAACGCCUCGGACUACAUCUACCACUUACACCUGAGCUCUGCGGACGGCGCUAACCAGACCCACAACAGUUCUCACAGAGCCUUCACUUUCAGGGACCUGACCCCGGGCACCUUGUAUAACAUCACAAUUGUUCCAGAAGUGAAAGGCGUCCUGGGGCACCCCGGCUCCCUUCUGCAGUACACACGGCCCAGCAACGUGUCUGAUGUUAAGAUCAGCACCAACACCACCACAGCAACCUUCCACUGGCGGAACUCUGACAAUGACUCUGGCAUGUACACCUACCGCCUUCUUAUUGAGCGGGAAGGGGACUCCAGCAACGCCACUGAAGUAGUCACGGGUGUUGGCAUCACUGGUGCUACAGUCCCCGAUUUAAUACCUGGCUCAGGGUACACCGUACAGAUCUUCGCCCGGGUGGGAGAAGUCACCGAGUCACUGGGACCUGGCUGGCAGUCAUUCUGUACCGAUCCGGCCCCGGUAGCCUCCUUCCAGUGUGAGGUGGUCCCCAAAACGCCGACCUUGGUUCUGAGGUGGGCCUGCCCUCCCGGCACCAGCACGGGCUUUCAGGUGGAGGUCAGCAGAGGAGACUGGAGGAACGAGACAUACCUGGAGGGCUGCCCCCCGGAGGAGGCUGGAGCUCAGUACUGGACGGAAGUCACACAUUUGAAUUUCUCUACCUCAUAUGACAUCAACAUCACCGCCUUGUCCUGUAACAAGACGGCACCCCCUACCCAAAACUCCUGCAUCACGAGCAUCACAGACCCGCCUCCUCCAGAUGGAUCUCCUAAUAUCACAUCUGUCAGUCACAAUUCGGUAAAGGUCAAGUUCAGUGGGUUUGAAGCCAGCCACGGACCCAUCAAGGCCUACGCUCUCAUUCUCACCACUGGGGAAGCUAACCCGUCCACAGAGGUUUUGAACCGUACGUACGAAGAUUUCAAAAAGGGGGCCUCACCUACUUACGUGACAUACUUCAUAACAACAGGAGAAAAUGCAAGUUCUGAGGGCUUGUCUGAAGCCUUGAAGUAUGAAAUCAACGUGGGGAACGAGUCGAACACGCACGGCUAUUACAACGGGAAGCUGGAGCCCCUGGGCUCCUAUCGGGCUUGUGUGGCCGGCUUCACCAACAUUACCUUUGGCACCGACGGUCUCCUCAUAGAUGGGAACAGGAGCUACGUGUCCUUCAGUCGCUACUCAGAGGCUGUGUUCUUGCCCCAGGACCCAGGUGUCAUCUGCGGAGCAGUGUUUGGAUGUAUCUUUGGUGCCCUGGCUAUUGUGGCUGUUGGAGGCUUCAUCUUCUGGAGAAAGAAAAGGAAAGAUGCAAAGCACAAUGACUUGCCCUUCUCUCAAAUUAAACCUAAAAAGUCCAAGUUAAUCCGAGUGGAGAAUUUUGAGGCCUACUUUAAGAAACAGCAGGCUGACUCCAACUGCGGGUUUGCAGAAGAGUAUGAAGAUCUGAAGCUUGUUGGAAUUAAUCAACCCAAAUAUGCAGCGGAACUGGCUGAGAACAGAGGAAAAAAUCGCUAUAAUAAUGUUCUGCCUUAUGACAUCUCUCGCGUCCGACUUUCCGUCCACACCCACUCCGCGGACGACUACAUCAAUGCCAACUACAUGCCUGGCUACCACUCCAAGAAAGAAUUCAUUGCCACACAAGGACCUUUACCCAACACUUUGAAAGAUUUCUGGCGAAUGGUCUGGGAGAAGAAUGUGUAUGCCGUUGUCAUGCUGACCAAGUGUGUCGAACAGGGGAGGACCAAGUGUGAGGAGUACUGGCCCUCCAAGCAGGCCAAGGACUACGGGAGCAUCACUGUGGCGAUGACGUCAGAAAUCGUUCUUCCGGAAUGGACCAUCAGGGACUUCACGGUGAAAAACAACUUGACAAGCGACAGUCACCCUCUGCGACAGUUCCACUUCACCUCCUGGCCUGACCACGGGGUGCCCGACACCACCGACCUGCUCAUCAACUUCCGCUAUCUGGUUCGCGAUUACAUGAAGCAGAGUCCUCCCGAAUCGCCAGUGCUGGUGCAUUGCAGUGCGGGGGUUGGGCGGACAGGCACGUUCAUCGCCAUCGACCGGCUCAUCUACCAGAUGGAGAACGAGAACGCCGUGGACGUGUACGGGAUCGUGUAUGACCUUCGCAUGCACAGGCCUUUGAUGGUGCAGACCGAGGACCAGUAUGUUUUCCUCAAUCAGUGUGUCCUGGACAUUGUCAGAUCCCAGAGGGACUCGAAGGUAGAUCUCAUCUACCAGAACACGACCGCAAUGACAAUCUAUGAAAACCUCGCGCCAGUGGCCACGCUGGGACAGAUCAACGGUCACAUCGCCUAGUCCCAGGGGCAGCCCUUUCUGGAGUUGACUAGACCAUCACACCCCGGGCACAGGGAAGCGCCCCCUUGUGGACUUGUUUUUAUAUGUCUGGUAUCUUCAUUCUUUGUUCUGUUUUGUUGGAACUAAUCGAGGGUGUGAAGCUGCACACGUGACACCUGAUAAGUGAGAAGCUGGGGCUGUGGGGGGGGGCGGCGGGUGGGGGUGCACCCAUCAGUUACAUUCCUGGUCACCAAUGGGAUGAGUUCACUUCUUUUUUCCUUGAGAAUUACGGAAAAUUAGGACAAGUGAGCUAUGACUUUUUUUUUUUAAAACAGAUUUUUUUUUAAAAGACUAUUUUAUAUGAUCCACGUGCUAAAGCCAGGACUGUAUUGGGUUGAAUAUAUUUUAAGUAUCAGAGGUCUAUUUUUACCUACUGUGUCUCGGAAUCUCGCUGAUGGAACCUGCCUAACUGUGGAGGAUGGCCCUGUCGGCAGGCAUCCGUGGCUCCUCCCCCGCCGGGGUUUUCUAUUUGAACACGUGCCUUUUCUGAACUAUGCUUCCACAGGCAACACUCAGUAGAUUUCUAUAUUUUUGUAUUGAAUCUCGUAAUUGGAAUAUGUGGAAUAUUUAAACAGUAGUUUAGGAUCAGAAGUUCCGCCUUCUCAGUAACAUUCCUGCUCUUAUUUGAUUAGAGAAGGCGCCCCCCCUCCCACCCUUUUGUGUUCUGUUCUCUCCUCCCUUUUCCCUCCCAGUUUUCCCCAAAGACACGCCUGUCGGGCACAUUUUCAGCCCGUUGGCUGAGAGUGGAAACCAAGUAUCACCUUGAGAAUUUUGAGACUGGGGGAAGCAAAAGAACCCUACGGCGCUGGACUCUCCUUUUCUGGUCCCUGUUUCUUCCUUUUCCUCAUUUCUGUGUUUGGUAAGAAGGAUUAUUUAAAGGUGCAAUAUGUGAUUUAGUGAUUCAUGAUGCUCUAGGUUUUUAGUCACGUUUUACUCAGGUUGGCAUUUUAUGUGUGUCUGUGUAUGUGUGUGUUUAAAAGUGUGGCAAUCUGUGAACACUUCAGUGUGAAAACAGUGUCAAAUUAAUUCCUCCUCCUUCAAAGUCCACUGGCUUUAGUCUAUCUGCAGUGAAAAAUAUCGGUAUCUACUGUAUAUAUAUGUAUACUAAACUCUUCAAAAACAGUCAUUCCUUUGAAUUGAGGUGUACAAAGUUGGAAUUUGUAUCAAAGAUGUAAUUAUUAUUUUUAAAACCUCUUUCACUAUACUGCUGCUGUAAUUACUUUGAUUUUUAAAAAAGUGUAGAUUAACUUUUUUUUUUUUUUGCUUCAGAUGUGUAUCCACCAAGAAUUUCAGAAUUUAUGUUGAUUUAUUUUAUUGGUACAUAAUCUGUAAACUUCUCAAGGCAUUAACAUGAAAGGAUUGUUUCUUUUUAUUUUAUAUUGUGGCUCAGGUUAUAUUGUGGAGAAGUGUUGAGUGUGUCCUUCAACAGGCAAUGAAGUAUACAAGGUCGUAUGAAGGAAUGUCCGGGUCCCCGAAAGCCCGUGGCCGUGGGCCACAGCCAUGAACCUGCUGUAAACUUGGGACACACGUGUCCUGUUGAAGACGGGGCCGGUCUUCUCCGAGCGCCCCGGGCCGCGUGCCCGGGGGCAGCCCGUCUCCUGACCCCGCCUCGCUCCUCAGCUCGCCGGCACUUUGAUGACAGACUGGACAUGUGACUGGGUAUUUUGGGGUCAUGAAGGAUGAACCACAACGUACUGACGUCCCUCGAUUCAGUUCAGGCGUCAGUGCCGGGAGUCUUUUGUCCCCUUUUCCCGUGGAGGUACCGAAAAAAUUAAAAGGAGAGGCGACGGUGGUGUCAGGUUUUGGGAGACGCUUACGUCCCAAAUGGAAAUUGCACUUUUUGCUGAAUCCUUUGCUAUCUUUUGUAGGGAGCAGUUCAUUCAGUAUCCGACCCUUGAAGGAAUGGGUGGGCCAGCCAGGUCGGGCCCCCUGGGCUCAACGUCAGAGGGGCCCUGGGCUCUGCAGGUUUCAGGGAAGCCACGCCCUCCCGUCCGCGGUGUUGGGGGCAGCCGGGUCUGGGCGGAUUGCUUCCAAACCCUCACACUGGCCUGGCCCCCCAUCCGGUGCGUGCAGAUCUCGGUGCGCCCCACAGCGCCACCCGGAGGUCCCUGUGCACGCGGCAGCUCUGGGGCCACACCCCGCCCCACUGCAGUUUGUCAGGAAACCAUUGCGACUGAAAUCCGGUGGAGAUGCCCGCCCUGCCCUGCUCUGCCCACACCACUGCCAUGGAGACUCGGGGUGGGGGAAGGGCUGGGCUCUCAAAAUUCCUUUGAAACUAAUGAAAACAACAAUAAUUAUAACCAUGUUGCAUGAAAAGUCAAAAAACAGAAGCCCUCCUCCCUUCCGCCUGGUGUGGGCCUGGGAGCCGGGCAGUAGCCCACAAGCCACCGCCUGGCGUCACUGCGGAUCCCUGGGGAAGGUUCCUGCUGGGGAGGUUCGGAUUCCACAUGGCAGGUCACCCAGAGGUCACGAUGCCUCUCUGCGCCCUGAGGACAGCUGGGGGUGCGGCCCAUGGGGGUGGUGACCGUAUUUAUAACAGCGAUGGAAAAGGGAAGAUUAAUAUGUAAAAAAUAUAAAGGAUAUAGGGGGUGGGGGUUAGUGAUCACAGGAAAGAAAGAUGUUUUCCAGCUCCUGUCCCAAACCCAGGAGCGAGGAACUCAGAUUUGAGGCGUUGAGUGGCAUCGUGGAGCUGGUGGAAUGCCCUGCUGUAGCAUUGGGGUUGCCCACAGGAGAGCAGCCAGGGAGGGACCCGCCGGCCGUCAAAGAGCCAAAGAUGGGUGGGCAGUGGCUUGGGGGAUUUGGGUCAUGGGGUCUCUUCUCAGAGCAAAGAUGUUUCACCUCCAAAGUUAAAUGUAGUGACGACUGGCGCCAGGAGGAAAUGACAUUUGGGGUCUGCUCUCUGUGACCAUGUAGUGACCUCCAGCUAGACUUCGGAAGCGUGGACUCCACUGGAUUUGGGCUUCACCAGGUCAGGGGCUGCUGGGGGGGGUGGGGGGCCGUCCCGCGCCGCUGACUCACGUCUGCUUUUCAUCUGGGAUGGAAAAGCCUGGUUUCUUCCAGAAUGCUGGAUUGUGCUUACUGAGCUCAGCUGGACUUGGUGACUGAUGUGGUUUGGCCUCAACGGUCCUGAGCUCUGAGCUUUCACUCUCCAGAGCGGUUGAGUGCUCUACAUACUGUAGCCCUCCACUCCGCCCCGCCCCCUCCCCCCCUCCCCACCCCCGUGGGGCACAGAUGGUAGGAUGUGUUGAUGUAGACUCUAAAACUGUAAUUUUCUUGUAACUAUUUUGGAAUGAUGCAUAUUUCUAAUGUUUGUUACACUUGUACAGAAUAUUGCUGUUGGUUGCUUUUCUUUGUUUUGUAAGGAAAAAAUGGACUGGAAAAAAAUUUUUUUAAAAAGACUUACAAAUACCAAAUAUAAAAAAUGUCGAUACAUUA